Molecule: messenger RNA, 2626 nt
Organism: Callorhinchus milii (elephant shark)
Lineage: Eukaryota; Metazoa; Chordata; Chondrichthyes; Chimaeriformes; Callorhinchidae
Product: protein RIC-3
Exons: 7
Coding region: 220-1335 (371 amino acids)
Biological process (GO): synaptic transmission, cholinergic; protein localization to cell surface
Cellular component (GO): neuronal cell body; neuron projection; intracellular membrane-bounded organelle
Source: RefSeq, a predicted model, not a curated record
CCGGUCUGGUCGUCCCGCCUUCCGUCCCGGUUGCUAAGGCCGUUCCCGGGGCCUUGACUUCAUGGUUCUCCCUCGGUUUCUGGUAUCCUCGUUGCCUGCUUCCCCCCCCCAUCCCCUCACACACACACACACACACACCGGGCUUUAGCGGAUGGUUUCACUGGAAGACACAGACAGACAGACACAGACCGCACUGUCGCUUCUCCGGCCACCGAGGCCAUGAACGUCUCCGCUUUCCAAAAGGUGGCCCUGGUCUCCUGUGUCGUCCUCUGUUGUUCCGUCGUCUUUCCUAAACUCUUCCUGGCCCGAGGGAAGAAGGCCGAGCCGAAGGAGGCUAACCCCAGUCGAUUUCCUCCCACGAUGCAGCGCCCAACAGGUUUUGACAGCAAAUCAAGCAAGUCGGCCAAUUCUCAUUUCCACAAUGCGGAAGCAAUGGUCAAAGCCAAAGGUGUUGGAGGAGGCAAUAAAAACAUCAUGGGCCAGAUCAUCCCCAUUUACGGAUUUGGAAUAUUUGUUUACAUCCUAUAUAUCCUCUUUAAGAUAUCGGCCAAAGGUUCAAGUCCUCAAAUGAAGAAGAAAUGUGCCAGUACAAGGCCUGGAAACAAGAAGCGGAAAAUUACCGAUUACGAGCUGGCUCAACUUCAAGAAAGGCUGAAAGAAACCGAAAUGGCCGUGGAGAAAAUCGUAUCCAAAAUGGGAAGCGGGUCAGAUGAGAUGACUAAUGUUACCACAGAGCAGGAACAAAAGCUUCUGCAACAGCUAAAGGAAAUCACCAGGGUCAUGAAAGAAGGGAAGCUCAUCGACAGCUUUAGUCCCGAAACAGAGGCAGAGGAAGACCCGUACAUGGAGGACUGGGAAGGUUAUCCUGAGGAAAUGUACCACACUUUUGGCAAGUCCGAAUGCAGAUGCCAGCAGGACAUCGCCCCCGAUUCCUCAGGGCCCUACCGAUGCUCUGCGGAGGAGUUGGAAGACCAAGUAGAAGCAGAAGCUACUGAAGGCUUCUCAAAUGAAACAGUGACAAAGCAGAGUAAAGAGAGGGAAUAUCAAGCAAUGGGGCAGAAGAAAGGAGAUUCACUGAGGCUCGGGGAGCAGAGCGAUGUGCUUCAGUGCGAUGAAAACAAUGCUGUAGUUGAAGAAUCCCAGAGUGGAAAUUGCCAAGAACUCAACCAGGCCAGCAAGGACAUGGAUCGAAUGGAGAACACUGGUCUCAGUCUCGAGGACUGCAGCGAUAAGGCCCAGGAAGCAUUCAGUGCGAAACUCUUUGCCAGUGAGCCACGGAGCAUUGUGAAAGGUACAGAUAGGCUCCGAAAACGCAACAAGAAGGUGAUGGAGUAACUGGACAGAAGCUCCACCACUCAACACAUAGAUCCAUCAUUGUCAUCAUGAACUUCAGCUGCAUGUGAGGCCAUGGUCAUCUUCCACAGCACGGCAGCAUGAAUCUUUCUACCAGCAUCUUACCUGCUUCCAUUUGUAUCAAGACAACCCCAGCGAUUAUCCACAGCAAAGUAGGUUUGGACCGAGGUAUGAUGGGAAGAAGUCUUUUCAGUCCUUUUGUUCUGUAAGGAUCUGUUUAGCCAUCUAUUGGAUGGAAUCUAUGGGAAGCCAGAUUGUCCAAGUAAAACUUGGACAAUCUGUACCAUGAUUGACAAGGAUAUUGUUCGUGCCUCGUAUAAACAUCCAUCUAGAAUACACUUCUUUUCUAGGCAGUAUUAAACGAGCAAGCUUAAUGAAGUUCAUAUUGUUUUUCACCCAAGGGCUCAGAAACCCAGCCAAGAUUGGCUACAGUUCAUUAUACAUCUACCGUUGUCUCCGGAAACAAAGGUCUGUAUGUAGAUCUGAACUAUGCAGUGAACACAAACAUAGUACAAGAAAAGGCUAUUUUUCCCUGUUCCUUCCACAGCUAUCCCAAACACCCCUUAACAUAGACAUGACAGAUGCACUUGCUUCAAAGAUAAAUCAAAUAAAAAAGAAAGUUCUUCCAUUUCUACAUCCCCACUAUUUAACUGUGGCCUUCCUUGUUCUACAUAGCAACACCCCAUGCCUUCCCUCAUGGCCCAUGUCCUUUCAUGGAUGAAGCAAAAGCAAUUCAAACUGGUGCAACGUCAUCUUUCAUUAUCAUAGGAGAAGGCAUCACAAUUAUAUGUUGUAUACAUGGGUGUCUUUUGAGGAGUCCAUAGUGACUGUAGUGUCAGGCCAUGGCAGAGCUGCUGCUCUUCAGCUCCCACAGUCCUCCCAUAGAGUAACAACAGGAGGCGGUUACUGAGAGCCAAGCUAAGCAAAGGGAAUGCGACAAGGCCAUUGUUGGACCUUCUGGGAGCACUCCUUUAACUGGAUGUCACUUUCCAACCAAUCACUGACUUCCGAUGGGACACUCACCACUUUGAUCAUGGCAUUCUGGCUUUGUGAUUCACUUAAGAAAUACCAACGAGAGAAAAACUAAUUCCCCCCCACCCAUCACCGGCCCCAAUUGAUGGAACACCUUGUUACGUGCUCACCUAGACUGCCUUUUGCUGCACAUUACACAGCACCCAUUGCAAUGGAAAUCACUGAUCUGUUUGUCAGUCACCAUCUCUGACUGUUAUUUAAUCCUUUGUGUAUUUAUUUUUGAAUAAAGAAUGACAAAGAA